AUAUAAAGCUGUUAUCAAGGAUGUGACUACGCGCGUGCGCGCCCGAGUCUGACCAGAAGCCACGAGUGCUGACAGGAGUGGCGACAUGGCGGAGAGCUCAGACGAGCCCUGCCCGCGCUGCCAGGAGCCCGCGGUGGUUUAUGAUUCAGCUGGAGGCUGCUUCGUGUGCUCCAGUUGCGGCUACGUGGUGGCAGAGCAAGGAUUCGUCGCGCAGCACGCCGGCCCGACGGUGGAGCAGCCUGGCGACGCGCGGGAGGGCGCUGGCGGACGGGACCGUGUGGUGUCUGCGGCGGCUGCAGCCUACGCCGCAGCAGGUGGCGGCCGGCUGGACGGCGGCAGUGGCCUGGGUGCGGGCUCCUUCCAGGACCGCCUGCUGAGGGGGGCGGCGGCGGCGGCAGGGGCUGGGGCGGGGGCAGGGGCAGGGUCACGGCAGCUGCGGCAGCGGAAAGAGUUGGACACACUCCGGGCGCUGGCGGCGGCACUGAGACUGCCGGGGCCAGUGGAGGCGGCAGCAGCGGGAUUCCUGGCGCAGAUCCACACAGCCCAGGCGGAGGCUUACCGGGCGGCCCGCAUGCGCCGCCAGCUGCAGCAGCAGGAGCAGUGGGAUGAAGCAGAAGGAAAGGAGCCGCAAGCCCCAUGUCCGGGCGCGGACCCGGGUGCUGGCGGUGUAGCCGCGGCUGUCGUUGGCGCCGGCGGUCGCGCGGCGGAGCCAGUGGAGGGCGAGGUCGGCGACAAGGACAAUGACGACGACGAGGGAGCCGGGGAGUCGGAGAGCGGCCUGGAUGACGAAGAGGAAGAGGACUCGGAUGACGGUGGAGGCGGCAGCGGCGCAGUGGCGGACAGGGGCCGGCAGGAGGGGCCGGCAGCUGCACGGCGCCGGUGGCUGGCAGAGCCGCCACGCACCGGCGGAGCAAUGCGAGCGGCGCGGCUAGCCGGGCUGUUGUACCUGGCGGCCCGGUGCGGCGGCGGCGGCGACAACGGUGGCGGUCAGGUGGCACUGACACUGGCGGAGGUGGCGGCAGCGUGUGCGCCCGGCUGCGGUGGCGCGUGCGACAUGUUUGUGCUGGCGCAAUAUGCCAAGCACCAGGCCCUGUUCCUGGGUCUGACGCCGCUGCCGGCUGUGGACGUGGAGCGACACGUGGGCCGCAUGACCCGGGCGCUGCUGGCGGCCACCGCAGCCGCAGCCGCAGGCGGAGGCGGCGGUGGGCUUCCACCGCUGCCGGGGAGCAGCAGCGGUGGCGGUGGGGCGCCUCCUGCGGCUGGUGCUGGUGCUGGUGCUGGCCGUGGCUCCCCAGGCCUGCCGCCGCCGGCCGCCGCUGUGCCGCUGGACGAGACUGCGCUGUGGCGUCACCCGCUGUCGCGCCGCUGCGGCCAGCUGGCGGCGCUGGUGGUGCGGCGGGGCUGGCACGAGGGCCGGACACCGAGGACGGUGGCAGGCGCCGUCCUCAGCAUAUGUAUAGACGGCUUGUAUCCGGGGCACCGCACCCAGCGGCGGCAGCAGCAGCAGCGGCAGCGGGAGCAGCAAAAGCGGAAGAGGAGGAGCCAGGGCCGGGCAGGGCGCAGGCAGGGUGGGGGCGUUGCAGGCGAGGACGCGCGCGUGGAAGAGGAGGAGCCGGAUGAGGAGGCGGAAGAGGAGGGGGAGGAGGGCCCGCUGACGCUGGCUGCACUGGCGCGUCACGCCAUGUGCGCCCCCCGGCAGCUCAUACAGCUGAGGCAGGAGCUGCUGACCCACCUGCUGCAGCUGUGUUCGGGCCUGCCGCUGGCUCCCGGGCUGGUGACGCGGGGCAAUGUGGCGACCCAGUUGGAGCUGCUGCUGGCGGCGGAGGCGGCGCUGGGCGGGGCGGCGGCGGUGCCAGGAUGAUAGGUGUUGGAGCAGGAGUGGUGGGGUCAGUGACGGCGAACAGCUGUCCACAGGAAGGGAGGAGGGAGUACCCGUCUGAAACGCAGUCAGACAAGCAGUAUCAGGGGGAGCGUGAGGUUUUAGGUGUGCUGUGUAGCUCGACGCUUCGCGUUGCAACGCGGGCUCUUGUUGAUGAGUGGCACCGGCGGCCGGAGGCAGGAUGCCCGUGCGGCGUCACGCAUCCGUCCGACCGGGCGCAGGCGGGUGAUGACAUCUUUAUGGUUGCGAUAUUACAAAGAAGGGACAAUCCGACCAAGCAAGGGUGCCCGUGCACCCAGGUCAAGAGGGACCAUCUCCGGCCCGAAAGGAAACCACCC
Molecule: messenger RNA, 2217 nt
Organism: Chlamydomonas reinhardtii
Lineage: Eukaryota; Viridiplantae; Chlorophyta; Chlorophyceae; Chlamydomonadales; Chlamydomonadaceae
Exons: 6
Coding region: 86-1861 (591 amino acids)
Source: RefSeq, a predicted model, not a curated record